CCAACCAACUGGCCACAGCAUCGCGCGACGACGCAACCAGAGCUACAUGACAUUAUGUUCCACGAAGGCAAUUUACAGAGCGGCAUAGCUCGCGCCAUACAGGAACAGAAGCUUGUUGGCUGCUUCAUCCAAGACGGCAGCGCAGAGAGUACGACCUGGGAGGAUGAGUGGCUGAAGAGCGGCUGGCUAUCGAGCCUGCUCGAACAGAAAGCAGUCCUAUUGCGCCUCCAAGCCGGAUCUACAGAGGCCGGCUUUCUCGCAGCCUUCUGCUCUAUAUCAGAGACGCCUACAUUUAUCGUGAUACAGAACGGGCAGUUGCAAGAGCAGCUUAGCAGUGGGAUAAGCCAAACCGACUUCGUCAAUCGUAUACGGAAAGUCCUGGGCGCGUCUCCGAUCCCAGGCACGGCAGAGCCCGCAGCUAGCACACCCGUGGUAUCCGCCCCAGAAGCAACACGUACAGCUACACCGCCUCAGCCUUCACCACCUACCCGUACACCAGCCGCGCCAACACCGCCGCUUUCCUCAGUAGCCAAAGGCAAGCAGAAAGCCACAGCACCAGCCACAAAGCCCGAGCCGGCAACUUCAAAAGCACAACAAGCUGCGAGAGAAGCGUUGCGGAAGAAGAAGGAGGAGGAACGGGCAGCACUUGAGCGCAUAAAAGCACGCAUCGAGGCGGAUAAGGCGGAGCGCAAGGCACAGGCAGAAGCACGGAAGGCCGAGCGAGAGAAGUUGACCGAGUCAGGACCAACAACAUCGCAGUUCUCCGCGACAAGUUCAAGAGGGUCAAAUGCCAAGGAAGUCCAUCUCAAUGUCCGCAUGUUUGAUGGCGCAACCGUCCGCUCUUCGUUUCCUCGCUCGGCGAAACUCCAAGACGACGUGCGGCCGUGGAUAGACCAGGAGUUUGUGGCGCGAGCAGAGAACCCGAAUGAGCGACAUCCGCCAUACUACUUCAAGCAGAUACUCGCACCGCUACCUAGUCGCGAGCUAUCCGCUGGUGACGAAUGCCAGACAUUAGGCGACAUUGAUCUUGCGCCCUCAGCGACGCUCGUCCUCGUGCCUGUCAAGGGUUACACUGAUGCCUAUGCUGGAGGCUCUCGGGGCAUUGUCUCAGGGCCAGCAGGCAGCGUGUUCAAUAUUGUUGGCGGGGCUUUCAAUCUUGCGGGUUCCGCCGUGGGCUACGUGAGCAACACUCUUUCUUCGGUAUUGGGAGGUGGAGGGAGUGCACCGCAAGAUAAUCAGCAGCAGCAAGAGCAGACGGGUGAAGGACGCUCACUGGGCAAUACACCGCAGGAACCGCCAGGCUCGACGGGGAUUCGUGUGCGGACGCUCGCAGAUCAGCGGUCGAGGGAGCCAAGGAAUGAGCAGUUGUAUAACGGGAAUCAGCUAAACUUUGAGCCGAGGGAUGAAGACUCAAAUCGGUAGCCAAAUUUGGAGAUCGUUUCAUUCUCAAUGCGGAGAGUCACGGAUUCUUGGAGGAUUGAUGAUACAAGAUCAAGAGAAAGGCUCCACCUGCCGGAUGGAUGAAGCAAUAUCAUCAAGUUACCUAUCCUAGCUCCCGUUGAAAAUUUUGAGUGACACUU
Messenger RNA from Paraphaeosphaeria sporulosa, 1580 nucleotides. RefSeq lists its product as uncharacterized. The record is from RefSeq and is a predicted model, not a curated record. Lineage: Eukaryota; Fungi; Ascomycota; Dothideomycetes; Pleosporales; Didymosphaeriaceae. Gene Ontology annotation, molecular function: protein binding. Bases 55 to 1422 code for a protein of 455 amino acids. The transcript is spliced from 5 exons.